AUGUUUGCCGUGAAUGCUCGCCGGGCUAUCGCCGUCGCCUCAGCUGCGACGGUGAAGCUGCACUGGGAUCGGAGAGAAGGCGACCGCGAGCGCUGGGAACGCAGCCGACCCCUGCGCUGCGAGGAGCUGACUCUGCAGGCGACUGCACAGCGACUCCUCCCCCACGCUGUUCAGUUUGCCGAACUUCAUGGCCUGCUCUAUGGGGCCAAGGACCGAAGUUCGGAUGCCAGCGCCGCCACACAGUGCCCCGUCGCGAUGCUUCCCUUCAAGAUUCCGCGCCGGGCGUUCGACGAGUGCGUGGCCUUGAGCCCGUUGUGGAACCAGCUCGUGGACGCUGCAGCACGGGACCUUCAAUGGCUCUACGCCACACUGGAGCCCGCGGCAAAAGCGGAUGACUUCACGGCUCGGCUGCUGCAGAUGUCCAGAGAACUGCACAAAGAGGGCCUUCGGCAGCCGAUGAUGCUCGGAAUCCAUCGCUCGGACUACAUGCUGCAUGAGUCCGGCACUCCACGCUUCCUGCAGGUGGAGCUGAACACCAUAGCCUCUUCCAUGGCUUCCCACUCUGCGAACGUGCGGAAGCUGCACAAUUAUGUCUUGGGCCGGUAUGGCAGCCAAUCAGACGAUGUUGGCCGUAGCCUGCAGGCUCACUUCGGUGUGCCCAGCACGCAGAUCGUGGACAGACUCCCAGCGAACGUGGCGCUGAAGGAAAUCCCUCGCGCCUUUGCGAAAGCGCACGCCGCCCACGGUGUCAAGGAUGCUUUUGUCCUUUUCGUCGUCCAGGACGACGAGCGGAACUUUGCUGACCAGCGCUUCCUGGAGUAUGCGCUGUGGGAGGACCCAAAAAGGGACCCUAAUUUUGACAACCACCCGUAUUCUAAUCUACGAGGCAGGACCAUGGAGUCAAAGUGCUCCUUGGCAGAGAAGGUCUCAACGAUCCAGCUCCCUAGCAUAGAAGGAGGUGGUCUCGGGCAUUUGGGGAUGAAGGUGAUAGAGCUGAUAAUCGCUGCUUCCCUUCACUUUGUUCCUAGCAUGGCCCGAGCCCCGCGUUUCGCGUUGCUCUCGCUCGUUGCAGCCUUCGCACUGCUUCGGUGGUCGGCACCGUCCUUUGCGGGAGCGCGAGGGCCAAAGGUCUCCUUCCAGAGUGCUCUGCAGCAGAAACUGACGGCCUUCGGUAGGCAUUCCUGCACUGCACGUGCUGCUGUGGGAAUCUUCUAUGCAACGCAGACGGGCAACACCGAAACGGUUGCUUCCAAGUUGGCGGAAGCUACAGGUUUGGAAGCCUCGGAUUAUGAUGGAGAGGAUUUCUCUGAUCUGGACGGAGUGAUCGCGGGUUGCCCUACCUGGAACACAGGAGCAGACGAGUACCGCUCCGGAACCACCUGGGAUGAUUAUCUUGACACGAUCAAGGAGUACGACCUCAAAGGGAAGGUCGUGGCCGUUUUUGGUUGCGGUGACUCCCAGAGCUAUGCAGACAACUUCUGUGAUGGCAUUGAGGAGCUUCACGACGCUUUCCGAGCUGCGGGUGCCAAGAUGGUCGGCUACGUGGAUGAAUCUGGCUACUCUUACGGCGAGUCCAAGAGCGUGAAAGAUGGAAAGUUCUUGGGACUGCCUCUUGAUGAGGACAACGAAGAUGACCAGACCGAUGACCGCAUCGCAGCUUGGGUGGAGCAGUUGAAGGGCGAGGGCAUGCCUCUGUAA
This is a messenger RNA of Symbiodinium sp. CCMP2456, 1698 nucleotides long. Lineage: Eukaryota; Dinophyceae; Suessiales; Symbiodiniaceae. The record is from the annotation of a GenBank genome assembly.